Molecule: messenger RNA, 1113 nt
Organism: Candidula unifasciata
Lineage: Eukaryota; Metazoa; Mollusca; Gastropoda; Stylommatophora; Geomitridae
Source: the annotation of a GenBank genome assembly
AUGACCAACAACAACCACAGCCACCACAGCCUCAGCGACAGCAGCGUGGCCAGCCCGGUGUGGCAGCAGCCACAGAGUGAGCAUGGUUUUUGGGAUCUGCGUGUGGUCGCCAUGGACAAGAGAGAGACGCAGACACAAGAGGCCAACUAUUUGUUCUUUGUGGCCAGCGUGGGCAUGGCCUUGAACCUUCUGGUCAUUAUCAUGAUCGGCUUCAGGCGGAGUCUUCGCAAGAUGACAAGUGCUUUUCUCAUCCACUCUGGCUUUCUGAACUUCCUGAAAGCUGCCUUCUGCAUCGCCUUUGGUUUGAACCUCCUGAGCAGCGCCGAUGACAGCAAGGGCAACCAACCAGCCGACUGCGUUCUGCAAGGGUCUGGCUACAUCGUAUAUCAAGCCUUCAGUUUCAUUGCCUGGACUGAAGCCAUGGUGGAGCCGAUUAUCCUCAUCUGCUUCGACCGCAACAUCAACAUCCUGGCCCGCUUCCUCUACUGUGACCGCGACCACUACACUGCCACGCAGAUUGCCUUCCUCCUCUCGCACAACCAGCACCCGGACAUGGGUCUCGACGACCACCCCGACAUCACUUCCUUGCAGAAUUCCACUCACGCCGAACAUGCAUUCCACAGAGCAGACGGGCAAAGCCCGGACAGCGUGUUGAUGGGCUCCUCGACCAUCAUCCCUUGCUGUCAGUGCUCAUCGUUGCCCCUUGUUGAAACCACGCCCCUGAGGCCGAGCGCCCAUCAUAGACCGUCCUCGGAGAUGUACGACACGAGGGCUGCCCAGUCCAGCACGCAAGAGCUUCGAGCAGUUUUCGAGGACUAUGUCCCUCAAAUCGGGGACCAUACCGACCAGGAGAUAUCCUAUACAGGUCAGGAGAUGUCCCAUAUAGGCCAGGAGAUGCCCUAUCACAGACAAGAGGUGCCCUAUAACAGACAUGAGGUGCCCUAUAACGGAGAAGAGAUGUCCUAUAAUGGACAGGAGAUGUCCUAUAACAUCCAGGAGAUGUCCUAUAAGGGACAUGAGAAGUCCUACACACCAGAGUCGGUGCAGCUGGAUCUGCGCCACCAGGCGGCUCUGGAGGACCAGGAUGUACGAGAAGAUGAUGUCCAGUGUUGA